Molecule: messenger RNA, 1149 nt
Organism: Rotaria sp. Silwood2
Lineage: Eukaryota; Metazoa; Rotifera; Eurotatoria; Philodinida; Philodinidae
Source: the annotation of a GenBank genome assembly
AUGAAUUACAAUAGUAGCAACAAUAAUUUUCCUCCUGGUGGUGGAAUGCGUCCUCUUGGUGGCGGAAUGGGUCCUCCUGGUGGCGGAAUGGGUCCUCCACCGGGAUUUGGUUCAGUUCCAAUUUCAUCUAUCCAGAGAAACUUGGCUUUCUAUGGAUACAUUAUUCUUUUCCUCUUUGGCUUUUUCGGUCAUGCUACAAGUGCCACCAUAUUUCUUCAUCAAACCCUUCGUAAUGUUUCGACAAGUUGCCUAUUCGUAUGCAUGGUUGCAUCAGAUACAAUCUAUUUGUUAAUGUGUUUCUACGAUUUUGUCUUUCUUGGUCUCGGUGUUCCCACGAAAAAUAGCAAUCUUAUGAAUUUAUUGUGUCGUUUUUAUUCAUUUAUUCAAUAUUUUUCUAUGUGCUGCUCAGCUUGGCUCUUAUUAGCCAUUGCAAUCGAUCGAUGGCUUCGUAUUCGGUUUCCUUUUCGAGUAAAAGAACUCUGUACGAGAAAAAGAGUACUCAUUGGUGCAUCCAUUCUGUGCAUUUGUUCGAUUGCACUCAAUUCCCAUUUAUUGCUGCCAUCAAUGGGUGCUGUACCUGGCACCAUCGCGUGUACUCCCAGCCCCUCAUCAAGCGCUACGUACCAAUAUUUUUACUCGAAAAUUUGGUCUAUUCUAAUAACCAGCCUUCAAAUAGUCUUGCCUACAAUAUUUCUUCUCAUAUUCAGUAUUAACAUAUUCAUUGGACUUCAUCGUCAACAACAACAAAAGCGACAAUUGAAACCGGGUCGUCGUCGUAAUUUUCUUGAUCGACAAAUGUUAAUAAUUAUGCUUACUAGUAUCUUUCUCUUUUUUGUCACACAAAUUCCGUUAGGACUCUUCCAUAUUCUUAUGAUUUAUGUUCUUCGACCGAGACUUUCGUUACAACAACAACUUGACUUGAAUACUAUUUCUAUUUUCGUUGCUUCGAUCAAUUAUUCAGCUUCAUUCUACAUUCACUGCUUAUCGAGUCGACUGUUUCGUCAACAGUUUUUCAAUGUAAUACAUAUUAUUCGUAAUCACCGUGUAGGUAUGGUAACGCAAAUAUUGGGCCCUGAAGCCAUUCAAACACAAACACAAACACAAACUCAACUAACUCGUUUACAAAGAGGAAAAUCCACAAAAGCAUAG